AUGGAGAAACGACGUAGUUCCCUGAAGACUUGGAGAGUGCUCAAUUUCGAGCUUCAUCGCCUAUCAGUUGAUCUUCUGUUCAUGAAGCAUUCAAUUGCAAGGGAUCCAUCCCCCCGUUUUUAUUUGUUACGCGUCCUGUCCCGCUUGGUGGUCUGCUCCACCCUCGUCCUGGCACUCAGUGUGGCUCUCACCCGCUCUCGUCUCUCCCUCCUUCUCCCCCACCUUUCUUCCAACCACAAAAUCAUGUCCUACCAACAAGAACGCUACAUCGCCGAACUAGCCGUCCAGCGGGCGUGCCUUCUGACCCAGAAGGUCUUCUUCGAGAAGGCCAAGGGUACCGUCUCCAAGGACGACAAGUCCCCCGUUACCAUUGGCGACUUCGGCGCCCAGGCCCUGAUUAUUUCGGCCAUCCGCAAGAACUUCCCCAAUGACGAGAUCGUUGCCGAAGAGGAGGCCAGCUCUCUCCGUGAGGACAAGGACCUCAGCGCUGAGAUCUGGCGCCUGGUCAAGGACAUCAAGCUCGACGAUGCGGAAAGCGACAACCUGCUCGGUGGUCCCCUUGCCAGUGAGCAGAGUAUGCUGGACAUCAUUGACAACGGCAACAGUGCCGGUGGUCCUAAGGGCCGCAUCUGGGCCCUCGACCCCAUCGACGGCACCAAGGGCUUCCUCCGUGGCGGUCAGUACGCCGUCUGCCUCGGCCUGAUGGUCGACGGCGACGUCAAGGUCGGUGCCAUCGGUACCCCUAACCUCCCCAUCGAUGACGCUGCCGCCAUUGAUGCCAGCACCGGCGCCCAGCAGUCCGAGUCUGCCGGCAAUGGUGUGCUCUUCUCCGCCAUCCAGGGUGAGGGUGCCACCAGCCGCCCUCUGGCCAGCGGUGCUCUUGCUGCUAGCAAGCCUAUCUCGAUGCGCCCCGUUGCCAAGAUCUCGGACGCCGUUUUCUGUGAGGGUGUUGAGGCUGCGCACUCCGCCCAGGGCGACAACGCCGCCGUCGCUGAGCGUCUCGGCAUUACCGCCCCUAGCGUGCGACUGGACUCGCAGGCCAAGUACUGCUCCAUUGCUCGUGGUGCUGGUGACAUCUACCUGCGCCUCCCCGUCAAGAAAGACUACCAGGAAAAGAUCUGGGAUCACGCCGCUGGUGACCUGAUUGUGCGCGAGGCUGGCGGUCAGGUGACUGACAUCUACGGCAACCGUUUGGACUUCAGCAAGGGCCGGACCUUGGCUGCCAACAAGGGUGUCGUUGCUGCUCCCAAGGCUUUCCAGGACCAGGUCAUUGACGCUGUCAAGGUAGUUCUGAAGCUGUAA
Messenger RNA from Penicillium canescens, 1302 nucleotides. Its product is annotated as 3'(2'),5'-bisphosphate nucleotidase. The transcript has a single exon. The record is from RefSeq and is a predicted model, not a curated record. Gene Ontology annotation, molecular function: 3'(2'),5'-bisphosphate nucleotidase activity. NCBI's taxonomy places the organism in Eukaryota, Fungi, Ascomycota, Eurotiomycetes, Eurotiales, Aspergillaceae. Gene Ontology annotation, biological process: phosphatidylinositol phosphate biosynthetic process; sulfate assimilation. The coding region runs from base 1 to 1302 and encodes 433 amino acids.